Molecule: messenger RNA, 1611 nt
Organism: Colletotrichum lupini
Lineage: Eukaryota; Fungi; Ascomycota; Sordariomycetes; Glomerellales; Glomerellaceae
Exons: 13
Coding region: 1-1611 (536 amino acids)
Source: RefSeq, a predicted model, not a curated record
AUGAAGGACAUAUCGUUCCGAAAUCCUCACCUUCCCUUUACGGAAGGGGGGAUUCCAACAAACCGGAAAGCACCUCACAGCUCCCCGACGCUUACACGGAAGACGGACAGCGCAAACCCGGGAGCCCUGAAAUGGGCACCACCGCAGGGUCUUAUCAAAAAACCUACCCAUAAAGCCCCAGACCCCUCCGCGGGCCGGCCCGAAACAAGAAGGGACGGGUUGGGGCAAGACUCUGCCGGGCCGAAUCAGUGUCCCUGGGCCCCCCCACGCCCACCUCAGACCCCUGGAUCCCGCUUGAGUGAAGAGAGUCGAGCACGUUUGGGGGCGUCCGUCUUCUCUUGGCAAGUCAACGAGACAUUGAUCUAUAUCCCAAUCGGCACAUACGACAAAGAGGGCCACUCGCUUCAACACUCUAGCCAGACACUUGUCUUGGAAACACCGCAAAUCAAAAACCCCGUACCUGCGCCGUGGCACACCUUUGGUCGGGUGGCUGUUGUCUCGUUCAGGAGAAUCGAAAAAUUCGGUCAAACAAUCAGGCGUCUCAUCUCACCGCGCCACAACCCUCUCGAGAACCCGUCGGUGAGAGACCGGUCAACGUUUGCGCACCGACAGAAAUUUUUCCUGGCGUUCAGACAUGCAGGCGUUGAAACAUGUUGCGCUGUCAAAAUUGGUGUCAUUCGCGCUCCCGGGCCUGCAGAACCUACCGGCGGCGUGCGUAAGAAGGCUUGCCGUGAGGUGCCACGACAAGACGCGGCUCGGAGGCGGCGAUGGCGGCGACAGGAGAGUCCUCAAAGCACACCGGCGAUAUGGGCUGGUCUUUGCUCCUCAUAUCGCAACAACAAGCAUGGCGCGCCUGACGACGCUCGCAUCAGAGUCGUCGUGCGAGAACCGAGAAUAAUUGAGGCCGUUGGGAGAAAAGAGCUGAAGAUUUCACAUCGAGUGAAUCAGGAUGCCAUCGGUACGAGUCACUGGCACCAUCUGGACGGGGCGCUACAGCUGCUUUCCGGAAAGGCUGACGGUGUCCUGCAGCGAGGCGUCCGAGGCAACUCGAUGAUGCAGACCAACCAUGCCGCCAUCAUCCAUGUAGCGUGCCGUUGCAAGGUUGAGGUUGGAGGGCACCCAUUGAAGAUGGAUUGCUUCAGGUGUUCCCCAAGCAGACCGGUAGCUGAUCUUGCGGUGGCGGGCUGGCUGGCUGUGACCCAUGGCCGGACUGGCGAUCUCUCCGAGAAUCUGUCACGAACAAAACCAGGUUGGUUUCUGCAAGAUGCUUCGUCAGGGACAAGAUCAUCGACGUGUCGUACGAUGCGAGCCAAUGCCGGGUCUCAUGAUGAGCCAUUGGAGGUCGCUGCAUUGCUACAAUGUCGAGUUGGUGUGUACAUCCUCAACAUCUUGGCCGCCAUCAGUUAUGCCCAUGCAAAUUUGACCGAAGCGGGAUUUAGGACGGGCGUCUGGUUGGCGAUCUUGCCGAGCAAAGACACUGCCCGGCAAAUGCUGCAGACGACUUGCUCUUCUUCUGUAAAGACCAAAGGUUAUCAAAGUGACCGUCGCAUCGCAGGGCCCACUCAGCAAUACGUCCUGCCUCGUGCACAAUUACAGAAGAGUUACAUUUGA